GUUUAAAUUAAAAAAUAUAAAAAUGAGCCAAGGGAAGAAUAACAAUCAACCAUUCACUUUUGGGAACAAUGCUCCUGAAUUUGAUCAACAAUUUCUCUUUUAAAGGUAUGACAUUACUUCUAAACAUUCCAUUCCAUUUACUGAUAUCCAUAUAUAUAUACAUAUGAUAUACCUACAAUUAUAUUAGCAAUCAAAAUUUGAUGCGGAUGCUUGGACCUGAAAUGCAACAAUACCUAUUGAGAUAGCUACUAAAUCCAAGCCUAUACCAAUGCAUCAAUUAAAACUAAUAAUUAAAGGAUUGCUUUCAAGCCUCCAAUUUACUAAGUAAGGAUAACUAUGCUUGUCAUACUCACAAUCUAUCCGAUAUAUAUAUGUUUGUUUGACUAAUUUCUUAGAUUUUUCUGCUUUAAUGAAUGGAAUCGAAAUGUUAACAUAUCUACCAAAUCCUGGAUAAUCAUAACCCCAGCUGAAUUUGUCAAGCAAUCGGUAAGAAGACAAUUCAGGUCGGAAAACAAAAAAUAAUGCAGUCAAUCCUAUAACAAUAACAGUAGAUGAUGAUGAACCACCAUAAACUACUAAGAAAUGUUACAACGUUUAGUGUACGAAUGUUGGGGACAAGAAAAUUAAAUCCAAAAGACAUGAUAUAUUAUUCUUUUGUGACAAAUGUUCUAAAUUAUUUAAUAAAGGAAAAUAUUGCGAUUUUUGCGAAUAAGUAUCAAUAUCCUCAUUUCAUUUAUCAAAGGUUUACGGCUCUUAUGAUGACGAAGCUCGUUGGGUUUAAUGUGAUCAAUGUCAAAAAUGGGUAUGUAAUAUCAACAAUCAUAGAAUCACAUUGCUUGCGAAUAAAAAUAUAGAAAUUAAAAUAUUGAAAAUGAACCAGAAACCACUCCUUAUCAUUGUUUAAGUUGUUCCAAAAACGUUAAGAAAACAAAACCAUUGAAAAAGUCAGAUGAAUUUCCACCUCCUAAAUAGAUACCCAUUCCUGAACAAGAGGAGUGUAAAAAUAAAGAAAAAAACAUUACCUUUGUUGCUACUAAGGACAAUAAAAUACAAUACAGUAUGCUAUGUCGAUUAAGUCUUAGCGUAUCGAUUAAACUUGUUUGAUGAUGAAAUCAAACUGGAUUUGGAUCUCCUUCGAAAUUCGAUUAAAAGAACUAAAAAAGUGCAAUUGGCAUCUCCACCUCAUGUAUUACAAUAAAAUGUAAUGUCGUCUUAAUAAUAAAGUUAGUAAAUGUAACAGCAAUAAGAAGUAAGUAUUCAAUUCUAAUGAAAAGACUUAGGAAUAAUCGUAGUUGAGUAGCAGAAGUUUGAGAAGAAGAAUAAAUUAGAGGAUGAACUACAGAGAUUUAGUUGGAGAAUAUUGAAAGAAU
This is a messenger RNA of Paramecium octaurelia, 1370 nucleotides long. The record is from the annotation of a GenBank genome assembly. NCBI's taxonomy places the organism in Eukaryota, Ciliophora, Oligohymenophorea, Peniculida, Parameciidae.